Messenger RNA from Melitaea cinxia (Glanville fritillary), 1555 nucleotides. RefSeq names its product proton-coupled folate transporter-like. Gene Ontology annotation, molecular function: transmembrane transporter activity. The record is from RefSeq and is a predicted model, not a curated record. NCBI's taxonomy places the organism in Eukaryota, Metazoa, Arthropoda, Insecta, Lepidoptera, Nymphalidae. The transcript is spliced from 7 exons. Gene Ontology annotation, cellular component: membrane. Bases 1 to 1521 code for a protein of 506 amino acids. Gene Ontology annotation, biological process: transmembrane transport.
AUGUCUUCGGACACGAAAAAUUCAAUUCCAGAAGAACAGCCAUUAGAAGAGAAGACUAAAAAGGAGUCGUUUGAAAAAAGAAAUUUUUUAGAAAAACUAUGGCUAAUAAAAUCCAAUAUUUCUGUGGAACCGAUUCUGGCCGGUCUCAUCAUACCCUCAAUGUUAGCAAAGCUUGCAAUACAGAAUCUCAAUUUAGACAAAGCAUGUCGUGUCAGACUAAAUUAUACGGAUGAAAUCUGUGACUCCUUAAUUGUAAGAAAAGGAAACCUCACAUUUUAUGAGGGUGAAGUCCAAAAAGUCAUAUCUAACAUUGAAACAUGGAAGAGUAUUGUUCAGACUGCAUUACCGACAAUAUUGGUGAUAUUUAUGGGUGCGUGGAGUGACAGAACUGGUAAUCGAAAAUUAUGCAUCCUUUUGCCGAUAUUUGGAGAGUUCCUGGUGUGUAUCAGUAACAUCCUCAGCACAUACUUUUUCUAUGAAAUUUCGAUCGAAGUUACCAUGGUAUUGGAAGCGCUCUGUCCUGCACUCACUGGAGGUUGGGUGAUGGUUUACUUGGGGGUAUUUAGUUAUAUAAGCGACAUUACCGAUGAAGAGUCCAGAACUUUCCGUGUCGGUCUAGUCAAUUUGUGUAUGACUGCCGGUAUACCAAUUGGUACAGCGCUAAGCGGAAUUUUGCUUAAUAUAUGGGGUUAUUAUGGCAUAUUUUUGCUAUCAGGAACAAUUUAUUUGAUUACUUUUACAUAUGGAUGUAUUUUCUUGAAGUCAAAAACGAAGCCAGGUAUAGAACAAUCUGGGAAGGGCAAGGUAUUAACUUUUUCUGACCUCUUUACUUUAGUUAAAGAGACUGUAGCUGUUGCAUUCAAGAAACGAGACGGAAAUAUGAGGAAGAAAAUUAUUUUAUCGCUCUCUGUGGUUGCCAUUAUUUAUGGACCAAAUCAUGGCGAGAGGAUAAUCACAUACAUGUUUGUGAGAUAUCGACUUAAAUGGGACGCUUUGAAAUACAGCAUCUACUCCACUUACAGCAUUAUCACACAUUCUAUAGGCGCGUUAUUUUCUAUUAGUGUGUUCAGCAAACAUUGGGGCUUCCACGAUUCUAUGCUUUGCCUCAUCUCCAUAACGAGUAAGCUCAUUGGUUCCGUGUACAUCGCCUUCGUCAAAUCAGACUUGGAAAUGUUUAUGGUACCAAUAAUUGAAAUCCUUAACGCAACGACUUUCACCUCCCUGAGGUCAAUGGUCUCGAAGUUGGUCCUCCCCGAGGAAAUGGGGAAAAUAAACUCGCUUUUCAGCCUGGUAGAGACGCUCGCUGCGCUCUUGUUUGACCCAACUUAUUCUGCUAUGUACGCCAGAACGAUUCCAAUUUUUACCGGUGCUGUUUAUAUCUUCAGCGCCAUUAUGACGCUCCCGCCUAUAGCAGUUUUAGUGUGGUUCUUUGUACAGCACCGCCGUGAGACAAAACUUAGAAAACGAGAAGCGAUGGACGAACAAAUUGUAUGUUUUGAAGGUGCAGAAAUUUCAAAAUGAUAUUUCAAUUUAAUAAACUUUUUGCUAAAACACA